Molecule: messenger RNA, 522 nt
Organism: Strongylocentrotus purpuratus (purple sea urchin)
Lineage: Eukaryota; Metazoa; Echinodermata; Echinoidea; Camarodonta; Strongylocentrotidae
Exons: 3
Coding region: 1-522 (173 amino acids)
Source: RefSeq, a predicted model, not a curated record
AUGAUUCAAUCAGUGGAGCUCGACUUCGAAGUACGGCUACUCGCUGAAGCAGUAAGACGGCUCGAACUUCGUGCUACAGUUACUACGUUGUCCAGUACAUCAUCGCUACAGACGAACGUCACAUCAGAUACCUAUGGAUAUUCGGUCGCGAGAUGCGGAAAGACCUCAUUGAUCAAUUCACUCAAGUUUGCUGCCCAUGGCAAACUGCGAAGAGCAAAAUGGCUCCAGGUUGCAGGCCAGGAGAAGUCUGGAGGACACACCAUGUUCAGAAAGCUAGCUGAUAUUACCAAGAAGAUUUCUGUGAUUGACAACCGAGGUCUUGAUGAUCCAAAUACUGAAAAAGCGAUUGCUGAACUAGCCGCACAAUUGGAUGGAAAACGAGGUUUCACUGAUAUCGUCGAGUGGCAGGGCGCUAAUGAUGAGAAUGAUAGCGAUGAUCUAGAGGAUGAAGACCUGGAUCUAAGCAAACCUGAUCUCAACAAGGGCUAUCCAAUUGGCUGUGCUGUCUUUGUUUUUAGGUAA